AUGAACUCCAAGUUAGUCACCACCUUAAUACUUUUGUUCUCUGUGAUUUACCACAGUACAAGCAUUUCCCUUGACCCUUGUGCUUCUAAACCCGAUGACUCACACCUCAACGUCAUUCCCAUCUACGGCAAAUGCUCGCCCUUCAACCCACCCAAGCCAGAUUCAUGGGACAACAGGAUCAUUAACAUGGCCUCCAAAGACCCAGCGCGUGUCAAGUACUUGUCCACCCUCGUGGCCCAAAAGACCGUUUCCUCUGCCCCAAUCGCUUCGGGCCAGGCUUUCAACAUUGGCAACUACGUGGUCAGGGUCAAAAUUGGAACACCAGGUCAACUCUUGUUCAUGGUCCUCGACACCAGCACUGACGAGGCCUUUGUCCCAUGCUCCGGUUGCACCGGUUGCUCCAACACCACUUUCUCGCCCAAAGGCUCCACCAGUUACGGCCCAUUAGACUGUUCCGUUCCGCAGUGCGGUCAGGUCCGCGGGCUUUCGUGCCCGGCCCAAGGAACAGGCGCGUGCUCUUUUAACCAAUCAUACGCUGAUUCCUCCUUCUCCGCAACCCUCGUACAAGAUUCGUUGAGGUUAGCCACUGAUAUAAUCCCCGACUACUCCUUCGGUUGCAUCAACGCCAUCUCCGGUGGGUCCAUCCCAACCCAGGGGCUUUUGGGCUUGGGCCGAGGCCCAUUGUCGUUGCUUUCGCAAUCCGGUACACUCUAUUCGGGUGUCUUCUCUUACUGUCUUCCCAGCUUCAAAUCUUACUACUUUUCCGGGUCGCUUAGACUGGGACCCGUGGGUCAACCCAAGAGCAUUCGGACUACCCCGCUUCUGCGAAACCCGCAUCGUCCUUCUCUGUACUACGUGAACUUCACCGGAAUCAGCGUGGGGUCUGUAUUCGUCCCUGUGCCCAGCGAGUUUCUGGAGUUCAACCCGAACACGGGAUCCGGAACCAUCAUAGAUUCGGGCACGGUUAUAACCCGAUUCGUGGAACCCGUGUAUAACCUAGUCAGGGACGAGUUCAGGAAACAGGUGACAGGGCCAUUCUCGAGGAUAGGAGCAUUUGACACGUGUUUCGUGAAGACGUACGAAGCUUUAGCACCGACAGUUACACUGCACUUCACGGAUUUGGACCUGAAACUACCAUUAGAGAACAGCUUGAUCCAUAGCAGCGCAGGGUCGAUGGCUUGUCUUGCAAUGGCGGCGGCACCCAAUAAUGUGAACACGGCGUUGAACGUGAUUGCAAACUUUCAGCAACAGAACCUUAGGAUUUUGUUUGAUACCGUGAAUAAUCAAGUUGGCAUAGCCCGUGAGCUUUGUAACUAG
Molecule: messenger RNA, 1317 nt
Organism: Gastrolobium bilobum
Lineage: Eukaryota; Viridiplantae; Streptophyta; Magnoliopsida; Fabales; Fabaceae
Product: aspartyl protease AED3
Exons: 1
Coding region: 1-1317 (438 amino acids)
Biological process (GO): proteolysis
Molecular function (GO): aspartic-type endopeptidase activity
Source: RefSeq, a predicted model, not a curated record